AUGAGUCCGUACCUCAUUCUUGCUGUGAUCACAGCCACGUACCUUGGCUUCAAGAUCGUCCGAUCGCUCCACGAUGCGUAUUUUGGGCCUCUUUCAAAGUUCCCAGGACCGAAGCUCCGAGCUCUCAGUAAAUGGCCGUCAAAUAUCACAGUGAUACGCGGCAGCGAAGGCGUCGAGCUUCCUGCACUCCACGAGCAGUACGGGCCAGUCGUUCGAAUCGGGCCAAAGGAGCUUUCCUACGCGGGUGGAGCGGCGUCUUGGCGAGGCAUAUAUGGGUGGGCAAACAACCCUCGCUCCUGCCCGAUGUAUGCUGACUUUCGACGCACCAAACCACUCAAUCGAGUUGAUGGGAUAUUCACGGCUGAUGAUGCGAACCACGGUCGACAGCGGAAAAUCUUGUCUCACUCGUUUGCCGACAAGACUUUGAAGGACUUUGAGCCAAUGCUGAAGCUGUGGGUCGGAAAACUGACGGACAGGAUCGCUGACAAGUCCGGCGAAGAGGUCGAUCUGUUGCAAUAUUACAACUGCACCACAUUCGAUAUCAUGGGCGACUUGACUUUUGGCGAAGACUUGCACAUGCUUGAGACUGGAGAAUACAACGACUGGGUCAAGGCUAUAUUCCAGGGAAUCAAGAGUGGCACAAUCAUUCGGGGGGUCAAGCACCUGAGCGCCAUCUCCGAGUGGGUAGUAAACCGGUUCGUUGUGUACAACCCGAAAGUCAGGACAGCAACCGCAGCUCCAAGCUUUGCUAAUGUUUGCUCUCUAUAUAGUGAGCGUCGUGAUCUAUGGACAAAGAUACUCGCGAAGAGCAACACUCCAGAAGCGCUGACAUAUGACGAACAUCACUCCAAUGCCGCCAUCUUCAUGGUCGCGGGCACUGAAACGACCGCUGCGGCUCUCGCCGGAACAACCUACUGGCUUCUGCGCAAUCCCGAUUGCUUGAACAAGCUCACCUCGGAAAUUCGCGAUGCAUUCGCGAACGCUGCAGAAAUUACCCUGGACUCGGUCCAGCGUCUCCAGUAUCUGCAAGCUGUACUCCAAGAGGGUCUUCGCAUGUACCCACCCGUGCCCUCCAAGCUACCGCGCGAAGUGCCCGCAGGAGGAACAAUGAUUGACGGCGAAUUGAUCCCCGAACACACCAGCGUCGGGGUGCAUCAACUCAGCACCUACAGAUUGGAGUCAAACUUCAAGGAUGCCUACGAGUUCCACCCGGAGCGCUGGCUCGGCGACGAACGGUACGCAAACGACCACCUUGAUGCUCUUGAGGCCUUCAGCGUUGGUCCCCGAAGCUGCAUAGGGAAGAACCUGGCAUGGCAUGAGAUGAGACUCAUCCUCACCAACAUCCUCUUCCAUUUUGAUCUGCAGUUGUCAAAGGAGUCGAUCGAUUGGCACGACCAAAAGAUCUACACGAUUUGGGAGAAGAGACCGUUGCUCGUUCGAGCGGUACCCCGAUCUUCUUGA
Messenger RNA from Zymoseptoria tritici IPO323, 1461 nucleotides. RefSeq lists its product as uncharacterized. NCBI's taxonomy places the organism in Eukaryota, Fungi, Ascomycota, Dothideomycetes, Mycosphaerellales, Mycosphaerellaceae. The record is from RefSeq and is a predicted model, not a curated record. The transcript has 10 exons. Gene Ontology annotation, molecular function: iron ion binding; heme binding; oxidoreductase activity, acting on paired donors, with incorporation or reduction of molecular oxygen. The coding region runs from base 1 to 1461 and encodes 486 amino acids.